Messenger RNA from Folsomia candida, 1860 nucleotides. Its product is annotated as alkaline phosphatase. The record is from RefSeq and is a predicted model, not a curated record. Bases 74 to 1789 code for a protein of 571 amino acids. Gene Ontology annotation, biological process: dephosphorylation. Gene Ontology annotation, molecular function: alkaline phosphatase activity. NCBI's taxonomy places the organism in Eukaryota, Metazoa, Arthropoda, Collembola, Entomobryomorpha, Isotomidae. The transcript is spliced from 6 exons.
GAGGUGGAAUCAAAUUCCACCCAGUCCUCCAGUCUCGACUAGUGGGGACGUUGAGAGAAGCUGUUCGGCAAAAAUGCAGCUGUUCAAGGUUUCAAUCAUUUUCGUUUUGUCUGCCGGAACCUCCGUCGCGAUUGGGAAAGAGGAAGGCCAUUCCGAUUCUCUCGAAGCGUUACGAUUCGUUCAAGCAAUCCAAGGUCAAGUUCCCUCCCAGUGGUUGGAAACUCCCACACAUUGGCGAAAUUUGGCAAAGGAGGCCAUCCUCUCAAAAGAACGGCAAGGUCCACUUGAGGCGGUUGCAAAAAAUGGGAUUUUCUUUAUCGGCGAUGGUAUGGGAUUAACUUCAGUGUCUGCCGCUAGGGUUUUUAAGGGACAGAGAGAUGACGGGGCAAGAUUCGGGGAGGAAUCCUCCCUCCACAUGGAGACAUUUCCUUACUCUGGACUCUCAAAGACGUACUGCUUGGACACUCAAGUAGCAGACAGUUCAUGCUCCGCGACGGCGUACUUAUGCGGGAUUAAGGCUCGCUUUGCCACAGCAGGGUUGACACCGGGGGUCUUAUUUGCGGAUUGUCGAGGCCAAAACAAUACGGACCUUCAUGUCUCAUCUAUAGUGGAAUGGGCUCAAAGGGAAGGGAAAUCCACCGGGGUCGUCACAUCCGGUCGUGUCACUGCCAUUCCUGGCGCCGCCAAUUGGGCCGGUAUUGCGCGACGAAGUUGGGAAACUGACGCAGAUGUUGCAGAAUGGGGUAUGAAUCCUGAAGUUUGUCCGGAUACUGGGAUCCAAUUAUUGAGAAAGGAAGCUGGCCAGAGGCUAAACGUACUGCUGGGCGGGGGUCGGCAUAGAUUAACGCCAGUGGAGAAAAUCGACCAGGAAACAAAUUCACCUGGUAAGAGGACAGAUGGAAGAAACAUUGCGGAAGAAUGGCUCGUCAUGAAGGAAGGGCAAACCGGGACGGCGAGAUAUAUUACGGGACGAGAUGAACUGAUGGGGUUAAAUGUGUUAGAGGUUGAUCAUCUCCUGGGAUCCUUUGCAAUGUCGGAACUACCUUGGAGUGACGAACUGGAGAGAAAUAAUGACCCCACGAUGACGGAAAUGGUAGCAGUUGCGAUUAAAAUAUUAAACAAAAAUCCGAAUGGGUUUUUCCUUUUUGUUCACGGCAGCAAGAUUGAUAGCGCGCAUCACUCCAAUAGACCAGGUCGCGCGCUGCGGGAAAUUGUAGAAUUUGACAAAGCCGUCAAAACAGGGGAUGAAAUGACGGACGAUCAAGAUACAUUGAUCGUUGUCAGUGCAGAUCAUUCCCACACGAUGGGAUAUUCCGGCUAUAACGUGAGGGGCAAUCCCAUCUUACGUCACUCCAUUAUUCCCGCGGACGAUGGGUUUGUUUUCUCCACACUGAACUAUGCUAACGGUCCAGGCCCCGCGUGGACAAAUCCGGACACGGGGCUCAGGCACAACGUUCUGUUGGAUAACACAACUAAUCCCAACUACGAACUGCCGGUUCCAGUGCCGCUAUUUUCCGAAGCGCAUUCGUCAGAGGACGUCCCAAUUUUUGCAAAAGGACCGUAUGCUCAUUACUUUGCGGGGGUGCAGGAACAAAGCUCGAUACCACAUUUGAUAGCGUAUGCUCUGUGUGUGGGGGAUGGUUUAAAAAAUAGGCAUUGCAUUCCGAGCGAUGAGACCACUACAGAAAAUUUGGACCCAACCACAACGCCGUCUUCUGCGCCAGCCCAUGGUUUGGUUUAUUAUCUUGUUUUAUUAACAAUAUUCACGAUCUUCCAUGGACGCGGAUAAUUCAAGGAGAUCAAUUAUUGUUCAUGUUUUUGCGAAAAUAAAAAUACAAGUUUGCAAGCACUAACACGAAA